CAUGUCCUUGGGCAGGUAGCCUAGUACUUACCUAUGAUUCAUAGGCUAUGAACCUAUAACUAAAUAAAGACCUACAUUUGAAUUCCAGACUUCAUAUCCUACCCUGGGUAUGGUUGUGUGUGUGUGUGCGUGCGCGCAUUACGAAUACCCACUUUUACCUGUUCAGCACCACUUUAAGUAACAAAGAAGCCCGAGUACACUUGUAUCUAAUUAAACUGCUGGGAGCCACGGUGGAAUGCGCUGGUCCACCCCACACUUCCACUGCCACAGGCUCACUUUCUUCUUAUUAAACGCUGCGGCGAACACGGUGACGUCACAGGGCGCCCAGCAAUAUUUCUUUAUAUUCUCUUAAGUGCUUCUACUGACGCUAUCGAUGCUGUCUUAGGGAACUUCAAGCAAAGCAAAUAAACAUGCAGGUGAUCCGAGGAAACAAUAAAACACUCACGUUCGAGCAAGUAAAUGAAUCAGAAGCUUUCGGUGUCUGCAUGUAACUAAAGACCCGCAGGUCAGGCUCUGCAGGACCGCUGAACACUUGUCUUCAGGAACCAGGAACUGAUCAUCCCUCCCAGCGUGUGUCCUAAAUGCAUGUCUCAAAAGCUACGAGUCCCCUCGCUGGGAGGAGAAAUGCCAGCAAGAUUGUUCAUUACAAAUGAAUUGAGCUUUCAUUACUAACAGAGCAUAGUGCACGGUGUGUAUGAAAGGCUAUUUCUUGGCAAAGGCGCUGAAGCAGAAAACAGGAGAUGACAGUUCACCUGCAGAUCCUAGCUGAAUGUGAAGUAACUUGGCCGUUUAGCUAUGGUUGCUGGUCGCCCUUAUAAGGUCCAAGUUUUUUUCUAUCUUCUUCCCAUAUGGAUUUGGAAAUUAAAGCGUUGAGGUCCCAGAACCAGGUGGCGGGCUGCGCCGUCUUUGUGAAUUUACGAAUUUUCGCAUUUCCUUUAUGCCAACUUCUGAGUUGUCACCACCAAUGCACAAAAUAUCCAAUUUCGCUACACAGAUGUCCCACACACUUUUGGAGAAAAACCUUGUGAGACUGGAAAGGGGAAAAAUGCAACCUUUCAAUCCAUGGAGACAUGGCAUAUAAGUUUCUGAGCAGCCGACUUGUGCCAUCCUCCAACAGGCUUGCCCGAAGAUUUAUUUUCAUUUUUACCCUGUCGCUGUCAUUUACCUAUUUAUGCUAUAGCCUCAUUUUUUGCUCUGACACAAUCAUGCAGAGUCCAGGCUACGAGAGUCACAGGUGUAUCCUCUUACAGAAUGUCGGGAGCAAGAAACUUCUUCAGAGGUCUCAUUACUGCGCUCUGACCCUUGACUCCAAGGCGGUCAGCGAGACCAUGGAUAGAGCAACAGUGCCCUCAAGCCCGGGGCACAGCGCUCAAGGAUCCCUGCUAUUAAUCAGCACUAACCACACCAGGACAGGGCACUCGGGGGGGACAUCGGGUCAAGAUCAGCAUCGGAAGCCCAGCAGCAGUGCCGUUGGCAACAACACUGUGGUCACGGUUCCCAAGUUUGGAACCAAACACCUACCCCAUGCCAUUAUUGUUGGAGUGAAGAAAGGAGGUACCCGGGCAGUACUGGAGUUUAUUAGGGUUCACCCGGACGUCAGGGCAGUGGGUACAGAACCACAUUUCUUUGAUCGGAACUAUGACAAAGGUCUAGAGUGGUACAGAAGCCUGAUGCCCAGAACACUGGACAGCCAAAUUACAAUGGAAAAAACACCAAGCUACUUUGUUACUAAGGAAGCACCAAGACGUAUCUUCAACAUGUCAAGAAAUACCAAACUUAUUGUAGUAGUUAGGAAUCCAGUGACCCGUGCCAUCUCAGACUACACUCAGACAUUGUCCAAGAAGCCAGACAUCCCGACUUUUGAGGAUCUGGCUUUCAAGAACAAGAGCUUAAGUAUUGUUGACUGCUCAUGGAAUGCUAUUCGUAUUGGAAUGUAUGUCAUACAUCUGGAAAACUGGCUGCAGUAUUUUCCUAUUUCUCAAAUCCAUUUUGUCAGUGGUGAGAAGCUUAUCACAGAUCCAGCAGGUGAGAUGGCCAAAAUUCAGGACUUCCUUGGCAUUAAAAGGAUAAUUACUGACAAGCAUUUUUAUUUCAACAAAACAAAAGGGUUCCCUUGUUUGAAAAAGCCAGAAAGCAGUAGUUUACCUCGCUGUCUUGGAAAAUCAAAAGGAAGAACUCAUGUCCAGAUAGAUCAGGAUGUCAUAGACCAGUUACGAGAAUUUUAUAGACCAUACAAUAUUAAGUUUUAUGAAAUGGUUGGCCAUGACUUUAGGUGGGACUAACUGGCUAGUUAAAAAAAAGAAAAUAAAUCAGUUGUCAUGUUCUGAUUGUGGUGAACAGUAACAGAGACCUAAGCAAGAAGGCAAGAACUUUCUAGCCUUAAGCCUUAAAGCAAUGUAUUUUAUGGUGAAUAUUUAAACUAAUAAUUUUAUAUUUUAUUUAAAAAACUGUGUUUGUAAAAUGCCAUUUUCUUUUGUCAUUAAUGUGAAUUAGACACUGCUGACCUUCAUAAUAUGUUGUUGAAACGACUGUCAGCUGUGGACAUACAGCUAAUUCUGAUGACUAGUAUGGAUGAAUACAUGAGAAAAUAUAGCAGCAACCAGCAUUAAGGCAUACAGAUAAUAUCACCCUUUUCAUAUUUUCAGAGAAAUUUAUUGGUAAAAUCUGAAGUAAAGUCCAAGUCCAUAGCAUUGUAAAAAUUACAUGGUAACUGAAAAUUACAUAUCAGUGAAUUACUUUGAAAUCCAUUGGGAAAGAAUGGUUCUAGUCUCCAUUUGUUUAUGGUAGAAAGUUAAUAUUAAUGAUAGAAAACUCCCUUAAUAUCUCAUUUUUGUUCAAUUGAAGUUCUCCUUGUUUGUUUUCCUUUUCUGAGUGUGACAUUUGUUUCCAACGUGAAGCUUGUCUGCCUCAUUUUGUGCAUUUGUUUUACACAUGUAAGUAAACUUUCCUUUGAUGUUGCUAUUAUGAGAUUUCUCAUUGUGUAUUAUCCCAUACAGUCAGAUGAUAUUGACUAAUAUAUGUCAGUGACCAGAGAUUAAAAAUAAAAUGCUGGGUAUGAAUAAUUUUACAGGAAGACCUGAAUCUGGAUAUAGUGAAAAGAAGAAGAAUUUUAUUAUUGCUUCUGAAAAAUCUUUAAAUACAUAGACGGUGUAAGAAAAUAAUUGAAAAAAUAGAAAGGUACAUUAUUAACAAGGGAGAAAUUAUUUACUAUGCUGCUAUUUUAUUAUAUAAUGUAUUAAUUAUAUGUCCUGACUAUGUACUCACUGUACAGUUUUUGAUGUGUACUGCUGUAACCAAAUCUAUGGUUGUAAAUGAAAUAAAAUGGGUGCUUGAUGCUCACUGA
Molecule: messenger RNA, 3343 nt
Organism: Protopterus annectens (West African lungfish)
Lineage: Eukaryota; Metazoa; Chordata; Ceratodontiformes; Protopteridae
Gene: HS3ST2
Product: heparan sulfate-glucosamine 3-sulfotransferase 2
Exons: 2
Coding region: 1071-2282 (403 amino acids)
Molecular function (GO): [heparan sulfate]-glucosamine 3-sulfotransferase activity
Source: RefSeq, a predicted model, not a curated record